This is a messenger RNA of Leptidea sinapis, 4481 nucleotides long. RefSeq names its product dnaJ homolog subfamily C member 3 (gene P58IPK). The coding region runs from base 127 to 1596 and encodes 489 amino acids. Lineage: Eukaryota; Metazoa; Arthropoda; Insecta; Lepidoptera; Pieridae. Gene Ontology annotation, biological process: protein folding in endoplasmic reticulum. Gene Ontology annotation, cellular component: endoplasmic reticulum. The transcript is spliced from 10 exons. The record is from RefSeq and is a predicted model, not a curated record. Gene Ontology annotation, molecular function: misfolded protein binding; protein-folding chaperone binding.
AUCAUACCACGAAAAGUAACCAAGGCGAGAUGGAUAAUGAAAAUAGUUGUGUCAAAUAACUUUAGUCUAUUUUAUGGAGAAUUACAAUUUUUUUGAAAACUUUGUAUAGAGAAGAAAAUAAACAUAAUGGACAACCUAUCGAAUAUACAAUGGAACAAAGUUGCGCCAUGCCUUGUUUUAUUAAUUUUAGAUGUAGUAUUAGAAUUUUCAGAAUGUACGACACAAGCAGAAGUGAACAAACACUUACAACUCGGAAUGGAUUUCCUAGUUCGCGGUCAGCUCUCUGAUGCUCUGACACACUAUCAUGCAGCUGUUGAGGGUGACCCAAACAAUUACCUCACAUACUUUAAACGAGGCACAGUGUAUUAUGCUCUUGGAAAAGCCAAAUUUGCUCUACAAGAUUUUAGUAAGGUGUUAGAAUUGAAGCCGGACUUCACUUCCGCCAGAAUGCACCGUGCUGAGGUUUACUUUAAGUUAGCUGAAUACUCCAAAGCCAAAGAAGAAUUCCUACAAGUGACAUACGAGGACCCGUACAACGAGGAGGCGGUCGCGUACUACAACCAGUGCGACAGCUGGGUGUCCGAAGCACGCCUGGCGCAGGCCUACAUCCGCGGAGGUGACCACCGCGCGGCCGCUGACACUCUGUCGCGCCUGCUUGAGGUGUCGCCAUGGUCUGCUGCGCUGCGCCAGCUCCGAGCUGACUGCUACAUCGCGCUAAACGACCUGUUCUCAGCCGUGUCCGACAUCCGGGCUGUCAACCGACUGCAGCAAGACCACACGGACGGCUACUACCGCCUGGCCACGCUGCUCUACCAACUCGCUCACGUCGGCGAUGCCUUGAAGGAAGUUCGAGAAUGUCUUAAACUAGACCCGGAGCACAAACUAUGCUUCCCAUUGUACAAGAAGCUCAAGAAGGUGGACAAGUUGCUGCUGCAGUGUGAGGAGCUCAGCGAAGGCGGUCAGUUCUCGCGCUGCGUGGAGUCGGGUCGACAGGUGUUGAAGACAGAAGAUACAGUCACUCUUGUGGUGUUCGAGGCCAAGCGCUGGAUAUGCAGUUGUUCUGUCAAGGAUGAGCAAUUUACCGAGGCGUUGUCUGCAUGUGGCUCGGCUAUCAAGCUGCAGCGGGAGGCGCGUGUUCUGGCGGACCUUGCUGAUGCCUACAUCGGACUGGAGAUGUUGGACGAUGCGAUCAGAACGUUCAAAGAGGCUUUGGAGCUGGAUGAGGGCUUCCAGCGGGCCAAGGACGGGCUGGCGCGUGCGCAGCGGCUGCAGAAGCAGGCCGAGCAGAGGGACUACUACAAGAUACUGGGAGUGAAGCGGUCGGCCAGUAAGCAAGAGAUCGUCAAGGCAUACCGUAAGGCGGCGCAGAAGUGGCACCCCGACUCCUAUCAGGGAGACGAGAAGAAGGUGGCAGAGAAAAAGUUUAUCGACAUCGCCGCGGCCAAAGAGGUGCUGACGGACCCUGAGAAGCGCGCGCAGUUCGACUCUGGCGUGGACCCUCUGGACCCCGAGUCCGGCCGCCAGCCCUUCCAACAGAAUCCCUUCCAUCACUUCCAGCACGGCUCGCCCUUCCAGUUCAAGUUCCACUUCAACUGACCCACACCCACCAACCAUCUUACCAUCUCUAUUGUCCAUUUUGAGUCUAUUCUUCCGACUAAUCCUCUCCUCUCCUCUCUGUUACAUAAUGUGCAAACAAGCCUUCUAAAUUUUUAUAUCGCAAUAUACAGGGUAAUCGUGAUUUCUUGCACAAGAUCUCAAAGGAAUAGCCGAUUAGCAUCGUUAGAUAUUAAAAUUUCGAAAAUCCAUCUAUAAUAUCAUUACGCCCUUUUUGCACACCAACGAGUAGAUAGACGAGGUAGUUUAGUAGCUGAUAAGAGCGUGCGGCGCGGGUCGUGACAGCCAGUACAGCUGCGAUGGUGAACCCACCUUGUACCAUCGAUAAAAUUAAUCAGUGAGACGCUCCUUUGCACUGGAUACCGGCUAGAUUAUGGGUACCACAACGGCGCCUAGUUCCGCCGUGAAGCAGUAAUGUGUAACCAUUUUUGUGUUUCGGUCUGAAGGGCGCCCUAGCUACUGAACUUACUGGGCAAAUAAGACUUAACAUCUUAUGUCUCAACGAGCGCAAUAAUUGUAGUGUAAUUCUUGGAUUUCUCAAGAUUCCUGAGCGGCUCUGCAUUGUAAUGGGCAAGGCGUAUCAAUUACCAUCAGCUGAAAGUCCUGCUCGCCUCGUCCCUUAUUUUCAUAAAAAAAAAUAUAUUCGCACGCAAAAAUUUUUUUAUGACAAUUAGUGGACUGUAUCUAAUUCAAAUUCAAAUAUUUUUAUUCAAAAUAGGAUUUAUAAUCACUUAUUGAACGUCAAAAUCUACCACCCAUUCAAAAGAGAGUGCCUCAGACCUGAGAAGAAUGGGCGCAAGAAACUCAGCGGGCUUUUUUUUUAUAUAAAAUAUGGAUUACAAUGUAAUAUCGUACAAUAAACAUUAAUAAUUAAAGAGCCUGAGGGUGUUCGCUUUAAUCCCAGUCCGUGGUGUCAUUAAGAAAAUCGUUUAUGCUGUAAUAACCUUUCCCACACAAACGUUUUUUAACAAUUCUUUUAAAUUCCGUAACACAUUUGUUUUGUACAUUUUCUGGGAUCAUAUUGUAGAAUAUACAUCGCCCAACAAAAGACUUACUAACUCGACCCAACCGAGUAGUAGGCAUAACAAGUUUAUGUUUGUUCCUCGUGUUAACAUUAUGAAUGUCACAGUUUCUAGAAAAUUCCUCAAUGAACAUACAAAACAUUAUCAAAAAUGUAUUGAAAAGCAACAGUCAAAAUGUUUAUUUCUUUAAAUUUUUCUCUUAAUGAUUCUUUAGGACCUAGGUUAUAAAUCGCGCGAAUAGCCCUCUUCUGCAGCACAAAGAUAGUAUUAAUAUCGGCCGCACUGCCCCAUAACAAUAUACCAUAGGACAUAACACUAUGAAAAUAACUAAAGUAUACUAAGUUAAAUGAUAUUAGUUAUUUUGGAAAUGUAUGUUCAAGCGCAUUUCGACCUACUUGUUUAUUAUGAUUGUAGUAAAAUGACAUUAAGGUGGGUCACUAUUCAAUUUUGUCGGUAGUACGUUAAGCCUCGACACGUAGGUCGAGCAUGGCUUUGAUUUGAAUGGUGUUCUAAUAGUUGUUUUACCAUUUACUGAAAUUUUCAAGUUAAUAGUAUGUAUUUGUUAGUAAAUUCGUUUUUACUAAAUUAUUAAAUGUAAUAACAGCACCAUAAUUGCUUCACUGAUUAAUUAAUAAUUAUAGCCUCCUUUUUGCCUAAUAUUAUAAAAUCACCCUGUAUAUAUACCGCGCGUGUACUGUUGCCCUAGUCUUCGUCCAGCGCUCCGCACAGCUUUAUUCAGUUCCAUAAUAUGAUGAUGUGAUAAUUUGAUUGGUUAUUGAGAAUUAUUAUAAUGUUCAUGAAUUAAAUUAUCAUUUGAUUUAAUUUAAAACUAUUUUACAUACAACUUUGUAAAAGCAGUUAUAAAUCUGUACUUUUUGUGUAUGUAUACUAACUAUAAAUUGUAAGUUAGGAUUCCUGUGUUCUACUAUUAACGUUUAUAUAUGUAUCCAUAGUUUCAAAUGCGUGAUAUAUACAACAUUAACGGCCGUUCCCAAUAUUCAGUCUAUCUUAUACUUGAGAUAAAAAUCGGAACCAUCGUUGACUUUUCAGUCCCAACAUAUAGCUUACCAUCGAUAUAAAGUUUGUAUGGAAAUUGCAAUUCACGCGUCCCAAUAUAAGGCGAUAAGAAUGACUUAUCGGGUAUAUUGGGACAGCUUCAGAUUAUUGACAGCUAAUUACUGAUACUAUAAGGUAGUAAUUUAUCUCUAUCUGUAGAUAGUAUAUUGGGAACGGCCGUAAGUUGACCAAUCAAAACGCAUAUCUAGUCCAAUCUAAAAAAUAAAAAAUUAUAUUAAACUUUUUCUAAUGAAUGUUAUAACAGCUAACUACAGGGAGUGUUCCUUUGAUCCAGUUUAGGUUAGGAUUCACAAGUUAUGUGCUUUAUAAUGAGAUCACUAUGUUAAUUAAAGCUUUAUUAUAAUUAAACAAAAUUUUGUAUAAAUAAUACAAGAAAAGCAUAAUAAUGUUGCCAUAACAAAUAAUUUUUUUGAAGCCAGUUAAUAAUGAUAGUUAAUUCUUAAUAUUCCCCACCCUAACCUGUUUUGUGUCAAUUUUUCCUAGUAUACUCCGUGAUUGAGACAAUACAAUGUAGGAUGUUAAUACAAUGCGUGUAGUGGUCCUAAUGUUAUUGCGAGUGACGUCACUCAUGUUUCAAUGUUGCCAGCCGCUCUCCGCCAUCGUUCUUUUCCAACACUAACGUCAUUUGUUGACCGCGGUAAAACAAAUGGUGUUCUUGUUGGUGGUAGACUCGGCUACUGUCGAAAUGUCAGUGUUUUAUAUAAUUAAGUUAUUUUUGUUGUGAUUUAUAACUUGUAAAUAUUUAGAAAUAUAAGCGAUUAUAAAUUG